AUGGAUUCCAAUAGAUCUCUAACGAAGAAAUUAGUUGGAUCUGAAUCCAAACAAGGAAAAGGAAACCGAUGUCUGUUUGAUUCGGAACAACUGACCAUACUUAAUACGAGCUUUUCUGAAGACCCGUACCCUGAUUUUGCAACCAGAAGAGAACUGGCUAACCUAGUCCGUUGUUCUAUUGAUGUAAUUUCUAACUGGUUUCAAAACAAGAGAGCUCGCCUACCAGCUAAAGAGAGACGCAAAAUACUUGAAGCUCGCAAGAGCAAAAACAACGCUCUCCAAAAUAGUUCACUUCAGGCUACCACACGUGAAACUUUCUACUGUGUCUCUGAGCAGAGCAUCUCUUAUACCCAGGGGACUGUGCUAGAUGGUAAUCCCUCUGUGGACACACCUGGAGACCCCAGUCAACAG
Messenger RNA from Chrysochloris asiatica (Cape golden mole), 411 nucleotides. Its product is annotated as double homeobox protein A-like. Gene Ontology annotation, cellular component: nucleus. The annotation marks the transcript as partial. Gene Ontology annotation, biological process: regulation of transcription by RNA polymerase II. The record is from RefSeq and is a predicted model, not a curated record. Gene Ontology annotation, molecular function: RNA polymerase II cis-regulatory region sequence-specific DNA binding; DNA-binding transcription factor activity, RNA polymerase II-specific. The transcript has a single exon. Lineage: Eukaryota; Metazoa; Chordata; Mammalia; Afrosoricida; Chrysochloridae.